AGGAGCCGAAAGGGCCCGCGGAGGACGGACCCUGGGGAGUGGGAGCCGCAGGGUGCAGAGCGAUGAUACCCCCGCAGGAGGCAUCCGCCCGGCGGCGGGAGAUCGAGGACAAGCUGAAGCAGGAGGAAGAGACGCUGUCCUUCAUCCGAGACAGCCUGGAGAAGAGCGACCAGCUCACCAAGAACAUGGUGUCCAUCCUAUCAUCCUUUGAGAGCCGCCUUAUGAAGCUGGAGAACUCCAUCAUCCCUGUGCACAAACAGACGGAGAAUCUGCAGCGGCUGCAGGAGAAUGUUGAGAAGACACUGUCCUGCCUGGACCAUGUCAUCAGCUACUACCAUGUGGCCAGUGACACUGAGAAAAUCAUCAGGGAGGGCCCCACAGGUAGGCUGGAAGAGUACCUGGGAAGCAUGGCCAAGAUUCAGAAGGCUGUGGAGUAUUUCCAGGACAAUAGCCCAGACAGUCCAGAGCUCAACAAAGUGAAGCUGCUGUUUGAGCGGGGAAAGGACUCACUGGAGUCCGAGUUCCGUAGCCUGAUGACCCGGCACAGUAAGGUCGUCUCCCCUGUGCUCAUCCUGGACCUGAUCAGUGGUGAUGACGAGCUGGAGGUCCAAGAGGAUGUGGCCCUGGAGCACCUGCCCGAGAGCGUGCUCCAGGAUGUGAUCCGCAUCUCCCGCUGGCUAGUGGAAUAUGGCCGCAACCAAGACUUCAUGAAUGUCUACUACCAGAUUCGCUCCAGCCAGCUGGACCGCUCCAUCAAGGGCCUGAAGGAGCAUUUCCGGAAGAGCAGUUCUUCCUCUGGGGUUCCCUACUCCCCUGCCAUCCCCAACAAGAGGAAAGACACACCCACCAAGAAGCCAGUCAAGCGGCCAGGUGCACAGGACGGAAAGCAGAUGUCUACCUGCCAAGCAAGGCACCCACAGGGGACGAUCCGUAAGGCUCAGAACCUUCUGAAACAGUAUUCCCAGCAUGGUCUAGAUGGGAAAAAGGGGGGCUCUAACCUCAUUCCUCUGGAAGGUCACGAGCAUGAUUUCCGAGUUAAGCACCUGUCCGAGGCCCUGAACGACAAGCACGGGCCGCUGGCUGGGAGAGAUGACAUGCUGGAUGUGGAGACCGACGCCUACAUUCACUGCGUCAGUGCCUUUGUCAAGCUAGCCCAGAGCGAGUACCAGCUGCUGACCGACAUCAUCCCUGAGCACCAUCAGAAAAAAACCUUUGACUCCUUGAUCCAGGAUGCGCUGGAUGGGCUGAUGCUGGAGGGAGAGAACAUCGUGGCUGCUGCCCGCAAGGCCAUCAUCCGCCACGACUUCUCCACGGUGCUCACCGUCUUCCCCAUCCUGCGGCACCUCAAACAGACCAAACCUGAGUUUGACCAGGUGCUCCAGGGCACGGCCGCCAGCACCAAGAACAAGCUGCCUGGCCUCAUCACCUCCAUGGAGACCAUUGGAGCCAAAGCGCUGGAGGACUUUGCAGACAACAUCAAGAAUGACCCGGACAAGGAGUACAACAUGCCCAAGGACGGCACCGUUCACGAGCUCACAAGCAACGCCAUCCUCUUCCUGCAGCAGCUUCUGGACUUCCAGGAAACAGCAGGUGCCAUGCUGGCCUCCCAAGUUCUUGGGGACACAUACAAUAUUCCUUUAGACCCCCGAGAGACCAGUUCUUCAGCCACCAGCUACAGCUCCGAGUUCAGCAAGCGACUGCUAAGCACCUAUAUCUGUAAAGUCCUCGGCAACCUGCAAUUAAACUUGCUGAGCAAGUCCAAGGUGUAUGAGGACCCAGCCCUGAGCGCCAUCUUCCUGCACAACAACUACAACUACAUCCUCAAGUCACUGGAGAAGUCUGAGCUGAUCCAGCUGGUGGCUGUAACCCAGAAGACUGCCGAGCGCUCCUACCGGGAGCACAUUGAGCAACAGAUCCAGACCUACCAGCGCAGUUGGUUAAAGGUGACCGAUUACAUCGCAGAGAGGAAUCUACCUGUGUUCCAACCGGGAGUCAAGCUCCGGGACAAGGAGCGACAGAUGAUCAAGGAGCGUUUUAAGGGCUUCAAUGAUGGCCUUGAAGAACUAUGCAAGAUCCAGAAGGCCUGGGCUAUUCCAGACACAGAGCAGAGGGACAAGAUUCGCCAGGCUCAGAAGAACAUUGUCAAGGAGACCUAUGGGGCCUUUCUGCACAGGUACGGCAGCGUGCCCUUCACCAAGAACCCUGAGAAGUACAUCAAGUACCGCGUGGAGCAGGUGGGAGACAUGAUCGAGCGCCUUUUCGACACCUCCGCCUGAGCCUGCUACUAUCUCUGCCUGCUUCAACAGACUAACCAUGUUAUUGGACAGAUAAACCAGUGUUAACUUGCCUUGGGGUCGGUCGAGUUUGCAGUCUUUUGGAAAGAGACCUUUCUUCACUGCCCAGCCGGGAGCCUUGUACCUGAGCCCUCUAGUCCUGGUUUCUGCUUCUUCCUGCAGCCCACGUUCCCCUCCAAGCCAACACUCUCUCAGAACACGGGGGUCCCUUCACACCUUAGGUUUUGUGACCUUGACCACCGCCUGCAGGGGCCACCUGAUGGCUUCCGAAACAGGAAAGAAGGGAAGGAAGGCAGAGACGUGUGCCCACAGCUGCCUCCGGUGGACCAGGAGUGGGGGGCAGAACAAUCCUAUCUCCAGCCUCGCUCGGAGCUGGGGACAGAGAAAUCCCCCUUCAGCCCAGAAAUGUGGGUAGGGCUCAGAAGAGCAGGCACAUCACAGCCACGGGACCUGGACCUCUCAUCACAGCCAGAAGACUCUUGGAUUUAGUGCAGGAAACGCAUUCCCCAUCACCCACAGCCCUGAGAUCUGAGAUGUUCUGCCUCCCAGGAGUGCCCUAGGUGGCGGGGGGCAGGAUUGCUCACUCUCCAUUCCCUCUGGGGUCCAGCAUACUGCAGGAGGCAUUAGGAGGAGGAGUUCUGACCUGCCCUCUGCAGCCUGCCUCUCAGCCCCUGCCUACCAGUCCCAACAUCAGUGCCUCCUGGCCCAGGGCUGAGCAGCAGUGGCUGAGCAGAAGGAGCGUGUGGGCUGGGAGAUGGUGGGCAAUGGUGAGAAGUUCAGGGGCAAAGUGAGGGUCAGGGUGUGAAGUAGGGCCCCACCUACUUAGGACGAGAGUGAACAGCUGAGUUCAAUGAAGACAGACUCUUGAGGUGCAUGCACUUGGGUGAUGGGUUAAUUUCACACUCUUUGCUUGUAUGCUAACAGGAGAGCUCAGGGUGGCUUGGGGUCCUCCAGGGUUAGGGAAGAGAGCUGACCUUCCUCCCCUCUCUCUAGAGACCUGUCAUGAGCCCCCCCCCCCCACCAAGUUUCAGCUACAGGAAACUAAUCGGCAUUCUGAGGUCUGCAGCUCCAGGCCCUGCCCCAUCAUGGCAUGGGCUGCAGCCUGGGAGCAGCCCUGCCAGGGGCAGGGUCAGAUUUGCACGUUUCCCACGUCCAGAUUCCAGCAAAGAUGAACUGGCUGCACACCACCCCCGCCACGUACAUGAGGAAGAAGAUGUGGUCAGCAGCCUCAGCCCAGCUGCUCCUUGACCCCUUAGCUCUUCUGGGGGCUUCUGUGAGGGGAGAUGCAGGGAAAGGAGCUGUUCUUCAGGGCUCCCGAGCAUGCCCAGCAAGAGGGAGAACCCUAGGGGCUGGCAGUCUAUUUCUCCCUUUCUUAGAUUCUCAACUAAUGAAAAUAUGGGUCUGGCCCAUUCUAGGCCAUCUUCAGUUGAAGAAACACCCUCUUAAAGAGCCUCUGCAAGGCAUGGGUUAUCUUGUGGGUGGGGGUUCAGGUCACUUGGGCCCUUAGGGAGGUUAAACUUGCUCCCUGCUUCUUCUAAGGGAGGCCAUGGUGGACUCAGGGACAGUAGAUCCAGCAGAAUGAAUGCAGGGACCCUUUAGACACGCCUAGCGCCCCCUGAGUCCCAGCACCAGCCCUCGGUUUGCAGCCUGCCAGCUCUGCCCCUGCCAAACCUGCUCCUGGGCCUCAUUCCCCACCAGUAAAAGGCCUCAGCCCCUGCCCACCUUCAGGAUUAGGCCCCAGGUUCUCGUAAUCUUGCUGUCCCCCUCUCAGGGCAGGGCUGGGACUAUUCUUGUCCUCAAGGCUGUCCCGGGCUAGCAGCCCUGCCAACAGCACAGUCUCUAUGGUGCUGAGGAAGAGGAGCAGCAGCAGGAUGGUGAAGUAGUAAACUUCAGGGGAUGAGUGGGGACUGGUCAGGGGCCAAGGAGCUGAGCAGGUGUGGGAGGAAUGAAGUGGGCCAGGUGAGGGAGCAAGGCUUACUGAGCAGCGGGUUGCAGGAAGAGCUGGGCAGGGCCUGCACCAGGGAGGAAUGGAAGAUGAGGUAGCCCAGCAGCAGUGUCACCUUGUAGGCAAUGCGCUCUGUGGUCCGGAGGGGCAGCAGCCCCCCACACAAGUCAGCCAAUAGCAGCGCCUCCCCAGGUACCAACAGAGCUGUGAUGGACUUUAGUGCUGUGUUCUUCAGGCUCAACUGGAAGGGGGAAAGUCAGGCUUUCUGGGGGGAUGGUGUCAUGUCUCUGGCUCUGUAUCUCCCACCUGCUGCCUCCAUCUGCCCUGUCGGCCUCUUCCCAACUAGACUCACCAUCACCUGGAAGCAGGGCUCCAGCCACUGGGGUGGGACUUGGGCGUUCAAGUCAUGAACUACAUAUUCUCUCUUUACACUUACAAUCUUGUUCACCACGUGGGCUUGGAACUCCGACUCUGUCACUGAAAGGGGGUGGGGCAGAGUUGAGAGCACAGAACUAGAAAAGAGCUAUCCUUGCCCCCAAAUCUCUGUUGGGAAUAGCAGCAGAAACAAACGAGCCCAGGGAUACUGGAGACUUCUGAUGACUUCUAUGGGGCAGACUUGGAGACCAAACUGGUCCAUAGAAGGGCUUCCCCAAACCUGGUUUGCAACACCCCAAAUCAUCUCCAGGUAGGGGAAGGGCCUUAUGAAAUUCAUAGGCAAAUUUUCAUUGUAAAAAUAAAUGCACUUUGUGACACUU
This is a messenger RNA of Cynocephalus volans (Philippine flying lemur), 4994 nucleotides long. RefSeq names its product exocyst complex component 7 (gene EXOC7). Gene Ontology annotation, cellular component: exocyst. NCBI's taxonomy places the organism in Eukaryota, Metazoa, Chordata, Mammalia, Dermoptera, Cynocephalidae. Gene Ontology annotation, biological process: exocytosis. Gene Ontology annotation, molecular function: phosphatidylinositol-4,5-bisphosphate binding. The record is from RefSeq and is a predicted model, not a curated record. Bases 63 to 2276 code for a protein of 737 amino acids. The transcript is spliced from 22 exons.